Molecule: messenger RNA, 1068 nt
Organism: Funneliformis mosseae
Lineage: Eukaryota; Fungi; Glomeromycota; Glomeromycetes; Glomerales; Glomeraceae
Source: the annotation of a GenBank genome assembly
AUGUCAAGCUUUACUUAUUGUUUAGAAAAAUCCACUCUUCUUUAUCUCGAGAGUGAAAUUAAAAUAAAUAUUUUUAAAUAUGUUGAUACGCCGCUAAACCUUUCGUUAACCUGCAAGGCAUGGAAUAACAUUGCAAAAGAUCCCUACGCCAAAGCCGAGUGGUUAAUACAUAAUUACGGAAAGACUUAUGCAUUAUUUCAUGGAAUUAGGUUGGGCCCAACUUUUAUAAACGAGAACGUUUGUAAAACCUUAAUAUCAAGAAAUGUCGCAUUUUCAAGACAUUUGGUUCAAAGAGUAUUAAUGAAUUAUGGAAGACAAGAUCCAGCAUUGACCGAACUAAGAAUCAAAUACAAUAUAAUACAACCUGACUCGAAUAAGAUUCGCAGGGACCAAAAACAAAUUAAAGAUCCAUGGGCGAGCGAUUUGCCCUUGAGCGUGUUUAUUUUUAUAUUACAAGAAGGAGCUUCUCGAUUUUCAGAAAUAUUUCCUAUUAAGGGGAACGACAUGGAAUUGUUCCAUUUUAUUUCAGCAGGUACUCUUGUGAUCAGUUAUGCUUCACAUGAGUUGAAAAGAAAUUACGACAUGAUAAAACAUUUGAUCUUAAAGGAUAAGUUCGUCCCAUUACCAUACAGACCAAGCAAAUAUAAAUUAAGUUAUGACAUUGACCCUCACAACACGACGGUGGUUCCGGAAGAAUAUCCAUCAAAGGAUGGUUUUGAAAACAAUAGACAGCUCAAUGCAAUUGCAAGAGCUAUACUACUUGACGCAAGCUUGGUUCAUUUAUGGAAAGAAACUGGUUACACAGAGAUAUGUGAUGAUACCAAUGAUCUUUUCAUGUCAGGAGCAUUACUCAUCCUUUUUCCUCCAUCCUCACCAUCCGGAUGGUUUUGUCCUACUCCUGAAGAUGUAACGAACCGCCUUACCAAGCUCAUCGAACUAGGGUUUAAACUCACGGAUAAGACCAUAGUGGACACCCUACAAAUGUAUGAAAAUCAGUUGGAUGAUUACGGGAACUUAUUUUGGAAUGUUUUCACCACAAUUCGAAGUGGGGAAUCAAGUGUUUCAUUU